GUUCGCAUCGCAUCUCCAGUCACCAUGGGUUUUCUCGACAAAUUCAAGGACCAGUUCUCCUCAUCCAACCCAGAAUACGACUUCCCAACCCCAGCCGCGCCCCUGCCGCUCGGCCCAGACGCCAUCUACCGCUACAGGAAACAGCGCGGCGUCAACCUCGGCUCCUGGUUCUCGCUCGAGCAAUGGAUCUGCCCCCACGUAUUCCGAGGCGCCGCUGGUCCAGGUCAGAGUGACUUUGACGUCGCCAGCGGAAAUGACGCAAAGAGGAAUCUCGAAGAGCACUGGGAUACCUGGAUCACGGAGGACGACUUCAAGUGGAUUGCCUCAAAGGGAUUCAAUAGUGUACGACUUCCGAUUGGGUACUAUCAUCUCUGCGGGCCUCUUCCUGAAGUUCUCAAGAAUACCGAAUUUGAGCCGUUCCACCACAUCUACGAGGGCGCUUGGGGAAGGAUUGAACGUGCUGUACAGACUGCGGGUAACCAUGGGCUCGGUGUCCUCAUCGAUCUCCACGGUGCUGCAGGUGCCCAAAACCACGAUGCCCACGCUGGUCUUUCCACAGGCAAGGUUGGCUUCUGGGACAGCAAGUCCAACCAAGCCUCGACCUCUCUCGCCCUCCGCUUCCUUGCUUCCAAAUUCGCCCCCAUGCCACAUGUCGUCGGCCUCGAGCUCCUCAACGAGCCCCAGAACCACCCCAAGCUCGAACACUGGUACGAGAAAGCCAUCGAUUAUGUCCGCACCGUCGCCCCCGCCGACUUUCCGCUCUACUGCUCGGACGCUUGGGACACUGACCACUUUGCUCACUUUGUCGGGGGCCGAAGCGACUUUGUAGUGCUGGACCACCACAUGUACAGGUGCUUUACCGAUGAAGACAAGCGCAUGAGCGGGUAUGACCACGCGAAUGAGCUCAAGGGUAAUUACCGAGGCAGGUUUGCUGGGCAGUGCGAAGCUGCCAAGGGCGCGCUCGUCGUGGGCGAAUGGUCGGCCUCUCUCGACAAUGGCUCGUUCGGCCAUGGUAUGCCCGACGGAGAGAAAGAUGCUCAGAGGCGAGCCUUUGUCGCUGCCCAGCUUGAACUCUUCGAGUCGCACGCUGCGGGGUACUGGUACUGGACGUUCAAGAAGGGUGAAGGGUGGGACGCGGGAUGGUCGGCGCAGAAUGGCAGCCAGGCAGAAAUCUUGCCUGGCUGGGUCGGAAGCAAGCAAUUCAAGGGGAUGCCGCCGGACCACAUCAAGCAGCAAGAGUUGUCCAACAAUCACGGCAAGUGCACCCAUUCGCUUCAUGCUUUGACUAAUACUCGAAACAGGCUCGCAUACAAACUACUGGGCUAACAACGGCGGCUCUCCCGAUCCUACCGUCUAUGCCCCGGGCUUCUCGCAAGGCUGGGACGAUGCGCUCAUGUUCCUCAGUGCCCAGGGGACCCCGAGCGAGCUUGGUUUUAUCCAUCAGUGGGCUCAGAGGCGCAAGCCCGAGUACGAAGCUAGCGCUGGCAAAAAGCUGGGUAAAGCCGAGUGGGAGUGGGAGCAUGGAUUCAAGCAGGGUGUAGAGGCAGCCGCCAGGUGUUGCUUGGGGUAAAGUAUGGUGAUUAGGCUCAAGUUGUAAUAUAGCA
Molecule: messenger RNA, 1604 nt
Organism: Cryptococcus amylolentus CBS 6039
Lineage: Eukaryota; Fungi; Basidiomycota; Tremellomycetes; Tremellales; Cryptococcaceae
Exons: 4
Coding region: 25-1326 (433 amino acids)
Biological process (GO): glucan catabolic process
Cellular component (GO): cell surface; extracellular region
Molecular function (GO): glucan endo-1,6-beta-glucosidase activity
Source: RefSeq, a predicted model, not a curated record